GCUGCGCAGGGAGCGAGCCCUGGAGCGGGACGGGGCCACGGCGACGGCUGCUGCCGCUGCUGCGGUGACGGUGCUGGCUCCCCCCACGGACCUGGCGGCCGCCCUUGUGGAUCGCCUCGUCAGCCUCGGCAGGGCGCUGCUGCUGCACCACAGGGCUGACGUCGCCCGUGGCCGCCACAUGCAUCGAUUGGGCGAUGCACUGCGAGCGGUGGCCAAGACGCUCGACGUGGACACAGACUUCGUGCACAGAGGCAUGGAGAUCAAGAGCGACGGCGACAAAGCGAGGCACCAGCCGCUUCUUGCAGCGACGCCUUCGGCUGCAGUGGAUUGCGUGGUCGAGAUGUGCGUAGCUGAUGUUGUGGCGAGCACAGUCAAUGUGGAUACGGCUGUGCUGCCACACGGGAGUGUGCUGCGGGCGGAGGCGCAUGUGUUCGUCCCCCUCGGCCUCCUCGGCGCAAUCGCGCCCGACUACUGCGAGGACCAGGUGCCAAUCCAGCUGGAUACGGUCGCGCCCUUCGUCCAAGAGGGCCAGGCGACCGAGUGCGAGACGGGAUUCCAUGAGGAGUCCUGCGACGACGCGGAGCUCGACGUGACCAUCGAGGAGGGCGGCGAUGCCACGGCCUGCACGGCCGAGCCACCGCCGCCGGCAGCCGCGUGCAGUGCUGCGGUCGCCGACUAUCUGACAGCCCACCCCGCGGCAGCCCUUAGCGGGGGCUACUGCGCUGGUGAGGCGCAGUCUUCGGUAGACGGCAGGAUGGGCCCUGGGCACGUCGGCGACGACCACACGGGGUCUCAGGAGUUCGCCGACGGGGACGCCCACCUCAAGCGCGCUGCGGCCAGGCUGGCUGACACUGUGGCCGAGGCCGCGCGCUUGGCGCGCGCCGCGGCGGUGUCCUCCCGCCCUGCCCUGGGGUCAGAGGGCCCUGCGGCCACAUGGCCACUGCUGGAGCGGCAAGAUCGCCAGGCUGACGCGGUGCUGGCGGCCAAGAUCGGCGACCACACGGAGUUCAAGCAGGAUUUCAAAGAUGUGGUCACCGACGCCAAUGAGACGUGCUGGCAAGAAAUGGUCGAGGUCAUCCGUGGCCGUGCCGUUUCGACGACCUUGCCAGACGGCUCGCGCAGGACAUACCAGCAGCCCCGCGGGAUGCGCCACGCGGCGCUGCGCUGGCGCCUGCAGUGCCUUGACGACCAGAACGUCGAGGCCGAGCGGCGCCCGCCUAGCUGGCUGCUCCCGCGCACCUUGCCUCCACCGCUGCUGGACACCACGAUCCUCAAGCAUGGCGGGCAUCGUCGCGACCGACGCGCUACUGCUGCUCUGCGGGAUCGCGCCCGCCAGCUACAGUCCUUCGAGAAGGAGGACAGCGACGAGAGCGAGAGCGGGGAGAGCGCUGACGACCCUCUGUACGAGCACUUCGGCCCACGUGCGGUGGGCAAUCCAUCGAGAUGGAGGUGA
Prorocentrum cordatum is the source of this 1453-nucleotide messenger RNA. The record is from the annotation of a GenBank genome assembly. NCBI's taxonomy places the organism in Eukaryota, Dinophyceae, Prorocentrales, Prorocentraceae.